This is a messenger RNA of Zingiber officinale, 1489 nucleotides long. RefSeq names its product syntaxin-22-like. The coding region runs from base 223 to 1044 and encodes 273 amino acids. Lineage: Eukaryota; Viridiplantae; Streptophyta; Magnoliopsida; Zingiberales; Zingiberaceae. The transcript is spliced from 7 exons. The record is from RefSeq and is a predicted model, not a curated record. Gene Ontology annotation, molecular function: SNAP receptor activity; SNARE binding. Gene Ontology annotation, biological process: intracellular protein transport; vesicle fusion; vesicle-mediated transport. Gene Ontology annotation, cellular component: endomembrane system; SNARE complex; membrane.
CAGAGAACGGAACGUUGCCGGUUCAAUUUCACGUUAUCGUUAUCGUUAUCGUUGAUUGAUUCCCAAAUCGCUCCUUCCCCUUCCCCUUCCCCAAUUAGGCCAAGUCUCGAUCGGUUGCGGCUUCUUCUCUCGCGUACGCGGCGAAUUCCCUGCCGGCUCCCGUCUCGUCGAUCGUCCUCGCCUCCCUUCUCCCCGUGAUUAUUGAAGUCGAGGGAGAGAGGGAUGAGCUUCCAGGAUCUGGAAGCGGGGCGACCGCUCGCCGAGCGGAGGGAUCUUAUCAAUGGGCGGCAGGAUCAGUCGCAGGCGGUCACCGCGGGGCUGUUCCAGAUCACCACGUCGGUUCGCAAUUUCGAGCGCCUGGUCAACACGAUCGGCACCCCCAAGGAUACCCCCGAACUCCGAGAUAAGCUGCACAAUACAAGGCUACAAAUUGGACAGUUAGUUAAAGAUACCUCCGCGAAACUUAAACAAGCUAGUGAAACAGAUCACCAUGUUGAAGUCAGUGCAAGCAAAAAAAUCGCUGAUGCAAAACUUGCAAAGGAUUUCCAAAAUAUUUUGAAGGAGUUCCAGAAACUCCAGAGGGUGUCAGCUGAGAGAGAGACUGCAUUUGCCCCAUUGGGCUCACAAGCAACUCUUCCUUCAAGUUAUGCUGCAACUGAAGCUGACUCUGUUUCUACCAAGCCCUUUGAACAACGUGCUCUGCUUGCAGAGUCUAGAAGGCAAGAGGUGUUGUUGCUGGAUAAUGAAAUUGUUUUCAAUGAGGCAAUCAUUGAGGAAAGAGAACAGGGUAUUCAAGAAAUUCAGCAGCAGAUCGGUCAGGUGAAUGAGAUCUUCAAGGACCUUGCUGUGUUGGUCAAUGAUCAAGGAAUUGUUAUCGAUGACAUCAACUCCCACAUUGAGAAUUCUCACGCAGCAACUUUACAAGCAAAGUCGCAGCUCAAAAAGGCAGCAAAAACCCAAAAGUCAAACUCUUCCUUGAUGUGCCUGCUUUUGGUGAUUUUUGGAAUCAUCCUACUUAUCCUGAUCAUAGUCGUUGCAGCAUAAUCAGAGGCCUUAAUGUUCUUAGACUUUUGGGGUCCUGCAGCAUAAAAUGAUUUGAUCAAACUGAUGGCAGGUCUAAGUUCAUUCUACUAUGAUUAAUGUUAAGCUGCAGCAGUGGCAAGAGUUUUUAAUGUUGACUUAUUGAAAGUGGAUAUAAAGGUUUCUGGCUUGAGUCUGUAUGCGCUGCGUAUCACAAGUGUUCGAUUCAAUCAUUCGUGUUGUUGAGUAACGAUGACGGUUCGUUUUAACUUUUAUCUGGGAAUCCUGUCGGUCGCUGUAAAUUUCGUUCAUUCUGACGUUCAGUACUUUUUAUUUGUUUUUUUAGAAGUUGUUUGAUUCAAACGCUCAGUGUUUUAUAAAGGUGGAUACCAUCAUUGUUUUCUUGAGAUGUAAUACGAAUUCAGCCAUUAUUGUUUGACUUUGUUUCAUUAAAGGUUGAUUCCUUCCA